AUGGCCGUCCUCAAACGUGGUAUACCCAAGCAGCAGUAUAUGCGAGUCGAUGAGGAGGUCCUCUAUUGGAUCGGGGUCAGGAAACCUGCCAAUGACUCCCCUAGUAACAUUGGCUAUCAGCCUCUUCUACUCGCGUUGAGUGAUCAAAUGUUGGCUGUUGGGCUGUGCUAUCUCAUCGCCAUGUAUGCACAAGUCUGCAAGGUAUCACUCUACUCCUUCUUUAUCGGCGCUCAGCUGGGCUAUUUAUCAUCCACUGUUCACUUAUGCAGGCUGCUAGUGCUGAAGUCAUAUUUCAGAAAACAUCCAAAGCAAGCACUCUUGCGUGGUGGCUUGAUGAUACUAUUCCUGGGACUCCUCAUGGUAAGCCUGAUCCUAGAGUUCAUUACACUACCCGAGCCGCGCAACAGGCUAUUCCUCUGCGGCCUUCACUAUCCGGCAUCAACUCGUCUAGAAUCAAUGGGUGUCAGAUGUUUCUCAAUUGCUGUGAUGCUGGCCUUUGUCUACUGGAACGCUUUUCGAUCGAUCAAACUGGACAACUCUCUAAGAUACGAAGUCGAGAACAACACUUCCAAGAACACGAUUCUGCGAUGGAUAUACUUGGGCGGUCAACGAGAGGUAGACUUUCAAGAGCGGCAACUGGAACGAAGCACUGGGUUUUGGAAACCCUUCAACAUCGUGACACCGCUUAUUGUGGCCGAGAUGGCUGCCUCAGUUCUGUUUGAGUUGCUGGUCGCCAUCUUCUCCUUUUCAAUUGCCUUGUACACACUGGUCACUGGUAUUUUCUAUCAAGGUGCCGACAUCAAGCCGCUAUUGACCGCGAGCUUUGGGCAGAUUAUGCCUAUGCUGCUUCUUAUUGUUAUUGCUCUGACAGCAGUCGAGGUUGGCACAAUCAAGAACUUUCGGAGAAUUGAGAUUGAGAUCGAUAUCGAGAUGAAGAAACAUGCCGCCCUAUUUCACAAUGCUCCAAGAGGAGGUCCGGGACUAGAGAGCGAUGCUGUGCUCUCGAGCCGAGUACAGUCGUUCAACUUACAGAACAGCAUGGCCGGCGCUGCAGAGGAUAUGUCGUUGCAAAACCCACCUAAAACCUAUGGGACCUCAGUAUUGCCUAUGGCUGCUGCAUCUCAUAGUCAACCAGACCUCUCAGGCACUGCUGGCUUUGGCACAAGAGUCGACUCAAUGACCAGAUGGAUGGCACCAAGGAGAACGAUUGCAAUAGAAUUAGAAGAGGGGAAAAGGUCAAAAGGAAUAACCUAUGCUGCGAUCUGCCUUGUUCUCUUCCUCUUGGCUGGAUAUUUUGUUGCAUGCUUUCUCUUCUACCAGUAUGUGCGUCCUCGAGGCAAAAUCGAAGUUACGUACUAG
Fusarium redolens is the source of this 1359-nucleotide messenger RNA. RefSeq lists its product as uncharacterized. The transcript is spliced from 6 exons. Lineage: Eukaryota; Fungi; Ascomycota; Sordariomycetes; Hypocreales; Nectriaceae. Bases 1 to 1359 code for a protein of 452 amino acids. The record is from RefSeq and is a predicted model, not a curated record.